Messenger RNA from Mytilus trossulus (common blue mussel), 577 nucleotides. RefSeq lists its product as uncharacterized. NCBI's taxonomy places the organism in Eukaryota, Metazoa, Mollusca, Bivalvia, Mytilida, Mytilidae. Gene Ontology annotation, cellular component: membrane. The record is from RefSeq and is a predicted model, not a curated record. The transcript is spliced from 2 exons. The coding region runs from base 42 to 494 and encodes 150 amino acids.
AAAAAAAAUAAUACAUCUCAGUUUGGAACAAAAGUUUUCAAAUGAUAACACGUUACAUGACAAUGGUGGUCUCGAGCUGCUAUUUUGAUGGUGUAAAUGGAAAGCAAAUGGGUGUGUUCUUUACAACUGUUCCAUUGCUGGCAGUACUGUUCCUUAACAGUGUGUUCUACGGGCUGACUUAUUUUCGUAUUCACCAAGAAGGUAAACGUCUUAAAGAUACAGUUGGCGAAAAUGCAGCGUCUGUAAAAGGGGCUCAUAAAGCGGCCAAAACCAUGUCGCUGUUCGUAACAGCUUUCUUCAUUCAAUGGUGGGCAAUGGCAAUAUAUGGAGCAUGGCAAUUGGUCGAGGAUGUUCCACAGUUGCUAUUCCAGGCAGUCACAACCUUUUCUAAUCUUGGUGGUGUUCUAAAUGGAAUUGUCUUCAUUAUCAUUAAGAAGAGACAGAACACAACAGAACAAGAAUCCAAAUCGGUGACGCAAACAACGAAAGCCUGAGUGGCUCCUUAUUGGAAACUCGAAUUUCCUGCUUUAAUCAAGAUUUUUCUCAUAAACCUAGCUAACAGUCAAUGUUAAAAAAG